Molecule: messenger RNA, 3000 nt
Organism: Gopherus evgoodei (Goodes thornscrub tortoise)
Lineage: Eukaryota; Metazoa; Chordata; Testudines; Testudinidae
Gene: VAMP1
Product: vesicle associated membrane protein 1
Exons: 5
Coding region: 283-642 (119 amino acids)
Biological process (GO): vesicle-mediated transport; vesicle fusion; SNARE complex assembly
Cellular component (GO): plasma membrane; SNARE complex
Molecular function (GO): syntaxin binding; SNAP receptor activity
Source: RefSeq, a predicted model, not a curated record
CAUGACGCUUGGCUGGUGCUAGGCUCUGGCUGUGCGAGUGGAGGGGCAGCAGCCAGACCCACAGGGUGUCUAGACUGACGGUGCAAAGGGACAUUGCAGACGGGAGGGGGCGUGGCCGUGGCCUCUGGCGGCGCUGAUUUGCCGGCGGUGGGCGCGGUCAAAUAGCACCAGACUAUAAAUCGUUGGGGUGGGCGCAGAGACGCGACAGCCCAAACCCGAGGCAGGCGUAGGACGGGGCCCGCGUAGCAGCGCUGAGUUGCGCGUUCUCAGCCCGGCGGAGCUAUGUCUGAUCCAGCUCAGCAAUCUGCUCUUGGGGCCCCAGAAGGGGGUGCUCUUGGUGGGGGUCCCCCUGGGCCUUCCCCCAACUUGACUAGUAACCUUCGGCUGCAGCAGUCCCAGGCCCAGAUGGAGGAGGUGGUGAGCAUAAUGAGUGUGAAUGUGGAGAAAGUGCUGGAUCGAGACAUAAGGCUGACCGAGAUGGAUGGCAAGGCAGAGGCACUUGAGGCUGGUGCCUCAGUGUUUAAAACUAGUGCAGGAAAGCUAAAGAGGAAGUACUGGUGGAAGAACUGUAAGAUGAUGAUCAUGCUUGGAGUGAUCUGUGCCAUUGUGAUGGUGGCGAUUGUACUUUACUUCUGUACUUGAGAACGUGGCCCCUCAGUCUGCAGUCCACCUUCCCCUCUUCCUGUCUCCUUCCUUGCCCAUGCUCCCCGCUCCAUGUGGCUGCCUCAUCUUCAGUUCUUUAACUGGUUUUGUUUGUCUUCUGUGUAAGAUUCUGAAGCAAUUCUCCUGGACCUAGGUUUAACCCCUUCAAAACCUGCUGCAGCCCCAGGGAGGGCCAGCUCAGUUAAGGGGGAAGGGAAGAUGUUGCUCCCAUUCUUAUGUUUGAGGGUUUUUUUUAAAAUCUGAAUUUGAGUGAGGCAUGGCUUAAAUGUCACCUUCAUCACAGCUGUACCUAAAGGGUGUACUUCAGCAAUGUGAGUUUUCUCAAAGCAGUUCUCUGGCUGUGAUGAGCAUAGAGAGCAGGAGGAGGACUCCAAUAUGAAAUUGAUUAGAGUAGUGCCUCAACUCAGAGGAGAGCAUCUGGCCUCAGCCCUUGUGGAGUUUUCCUUUAACUGCUGAAGUCUAAACUAGUUUAUGCUGGUCGCUUAGCCUUCAGCUCCCCACAAAUAGUGACGGGUUGUGCCUUGCUCAUGAUGUGGCAGCUCUCGGCUUUAUAGGAAUGCAAGAGGAAGGGUUGGUGAUCCUUUUGCCUACACUGCAAGGACAACAGCAAUGGUUAUAUCAGGGGCUGGUAUUCCUGUAACUGGUACAGACUUGUCAGGAUGUCACCCUGGUUAGCAACUGGCAUGCCCCUUACUCUGAGGAAGUCCAGGGCAUGGAGGGAACAGGACUGGUAGAGGGAGUGAGGGAAUUCUGGAUUUUUCUUGCUUCAUCAAGCUGUGUGCCUCUUUCUGUUGUGUGAAGGGAGACAUGGGUUGGGGGGGGUCCCAGGUAUGGGGUGUCUCUGUUGCUUAAAUAGUCAGCUUGGCAACUGCAUCCUGUGUGUAUUUCUGGGCAAGUCCCCAUCUUGUGCUUUGUUCUUUCUCCAAGGCUUCAGUCUCUCAAGCAGUUACAAAAAAAUGGUAGUAAAGUAGAGUUCUGCUCUGAGAAAGAGUUCAAGACAUUUUUCCAAAGCUCUGUAUUAGGCAACUCUUGGAUCUCAGCAAAUCUGCCUGGUUCUCAAGAUUAAAACUUUUUCUGUUAAUGCUACAAACUUUUUAGUUUAGACUUUUUGGAGUCCAGACUGAACUCUCUCCAAGGUUUAUCUAGUCCAGCUCUGGGAAGCUGGGGAGUUGAGAGCACAUGAAACUGUAUAACCUUCUGUGGGUAAGUCACUUCUCUUGUGCCUCCAUUUUCCCAUCUGUGAAAAGAGCUACACUGCUCCUCUGAGUCCUUGAAGUGUUGUGGUGAAUUCUGUGGAUGAAAUGAGCUGCACAGUUUGUGUGUAAGUCCCUACAGAACCUCUUGUGAGUAUUUUGUUCUCAAACAGAACCACUGAGGGAAGAGUGUAGGGAGAGGGAGCAAUGCUCCCUGUAUUCUGCACCGAAAGGAAGGCUUCCUCAAUUCAGGGAGCCCUGGCUAUGAAUUAGAAUGCACUGUGAGUAUUUUGUUCUCAAACAGAACCACUGAGGGAAGAGUGUAGGGAGAGGGAGCAAUGCUCCCUGUAUUCUGCACCGAAAGGAAGGCUUCCUCAAUUCAGGGAGCCCUGGCUAUGAAUUAGAAUGCACUGGGACUUGUUAGCAGGGGCCAAUGAUGCUGGGAAGAUGGUUGCCAUCUGUGGGGCUUCAUGAGUGUAAGGUAGAUGGAAUGCUGGUAAAGGAAGAAAAGACUCUGUUGCAAUAGGAUAUUCUGGGAAGGGUAUGGUUUUGCUUGCUCACCUCCAUGAACCAGCAUUUCAUUUACGCUGAGUCCCUGUAAUUGCCCAUCCCUCCCCAUCUUGAGGAAGGCAAAACUGAAGAUCUGGAGUGAAGUGGUCCUUGUUGUCUGAGUGCUUCCCACUAUCCUCUGUCGAAUUGAGCUGUGGAGAUGGAUGGACAGAAGUACAUCUGCCGAAGAGGAGCUAGGGCCUGAUUGUGCUGAUGCCAUAAUUUGGGAGGAGGGCAAGCAAGAUGAUGCAGGGCUUCCAAGCCAGCAGGUAUUGCUCAAACUUUCCUGGACAAGCCCUCCCCCAUCCCUCUUGUUCCUCUGGCGCUGAGGCCUCUGGGCUGUUUCUUCCAUUUAUCUUUCUGUUGGGUUUUUUGUGCCCCUCUUUGUGGUUCAUGUGGGGCAAAAAAUAUUCUCCCAUCCCUGUUGUUCUGAGCCCAAAGCAAGGAACUUCCUUCCCUAUCCAUAUGGCUUCAGUGGGUGUUUCACAUGUGUGGUGUGACUUUUCUCUAUAAACGCAACUGUAACCUUCUCCUUGGGCAUAUAUAGCACCCAGCUAUGUACUUUGAACUCUCUGCUAAUAAACAGUUCUACUCC